AUGAAAAUCAAUACAGACGUUGUCACGGAUCAGAUGCACCGCCGAUGCCAUCGCAUAUCACUGUCCAUCAUAUGAGACAACUAUUGCAAUGCAAUCAUAUGGUUAGACGCGGAAGAAUGUGGUCAGACCUGAGUGGACACCGAAGAAGAGAUUUAUUAGGUUUGCUGAAGAAAGUGGAGGACAACGACGGCCGCAACCAAUUGACCGCUCCUUUUGUGCCGUACGAGUUUGAAAGGCUGUUCGCAAAUCGUCUGAAGACAGCGGCAAUGUUUGGCCAGAAUAUGGUGUUUGACAUCUCUUUCGACAGCCAUAUGUCGACCUCCGAGUGCAAGAACUUAGCGGAACAGUUGAACCGUAUCUAUCAAUGGAAUCGAUAUCACGUCCGCGAAGACACACGACAUAUGCCUUUUAAUAUACAUCUCUGUAAUGUCAUCGCCGGUCACAAAACCAUCCAUUUUGUGGACUUUCUGUUCCCACACUUGACGUCCAGCGAGUCUUUUGUGAACAUAACCUCCAAAUGCUAUACCGAUGUCUUCGACAGACGAGACCUGAUAUACCUCUCGCCGCACGCGACGGAAGUGAUGACUGAAUACGAGUCAAACGCUGUGUUCAUAAUCGGCGGAAUCGUUGACCGAAACAAGUUGUUAGACCUCUCGUACCCGAAGGCCAGACAACAGAAUAUCCGUUCAAUGCGUUUACCCAUCGAUUCUGUGGUGAAUAAAAGCAAUGUUCAGUCAUUGGAUUCUGUGUUCAAAGUGUUGGUUGACUUUAAAAACGCCGGUUUUGUCGACAAUUUCGAGGCAAAGAGUUUGGCGACGAGAAUACGAAAGCAUUUGCCGAACCAUAAACUCAAAUCUGUUCAACAAAUCACUGACGAGUCGUCAACCAAACGAGAAAUGGAUAACAUUUUGAAUGAUUUGUAUGAUUCUGACCAACAAUUUGAUGAUAAUAUUGCAAAUAAAAGUUAA
This is a messenger RNA of Medioppia subpectinata, 968 nucleotides long. NCBI's taxonomy places the organism in Eukaryota, Metazoa, Arthropoda, Arachnida, Sarcoptiformes, Oppiidae. The record is from the annotation of a GenBank genome assembly.